Molecule: messenger RNA, 2112 nt
Organism: Columba livia (rock pigeon)
Lineage: Eukaryota; Metazoa; Chordata; Aves; Columbiformes; Columbidae
Exons: 11
Coding region: 431-1867 (478 amino acids)
Cellular component (GO): centrosome
Source: RefSeq, a predicted model, not a curated record
UAGUUGCCACCUGGCAAUGACAUGGUGACACCAGCCGAGGGGCUGAGUUGAGAUCCGCAGGUGGGAGUGUCAGCGCAGCAGCCUCAGGUGCCCAGCGGGGCUGCCCUGCCCAUGCUGGGGCCAAACACGCGUGGGGUCACACAGCCCUGUGUGAUGUGGGGUGGCAUCACAGUGGGACACAUACAUAACAGUGACAACUCCCUGUCCCCACUGUGUCCCGGGACCACAGCCUUCCACCAGGUUUGGGCAAUACCAAGGCUGCUCUCUCCAGCGCAGGAGCUGUCCUGCUGCCAGGAGCAGCCCAGAAGAGGCUGUGGGAGAGCGUUGGGGAUGACAUUUGGGUAGGUGGCGAGGAGGAGGAGAGGAGCAGAGGGGUUUUGCAGAAGGAUAAGCACCUCUGCCCCAGCAGCUGCAGAGCACAGAGGCAAAGAUGAUCAAGUACCUGCUGCUUAAACCCUUGGAGCCUGAUGAUCUUCCAACCCUCAGGGAGCUCACCACCAAUGAGAUCUGCAAAGUCUGGGCUUCUGCAUCUAAGUACAUCAGGAAAGAGCUCUCACAGAAGAGGGCGGUGGAGAUCGGAGUUGGGACAUUUGCACUUGUCCCAGCACAAGCCUCGGUGACAGAGGGCCAGGUUUUGGCUAUUGAGAGACCCGUGUUCCAGCCAUGCAGGUUUCUGAAGAAAUUUUACAAGCUCAAGUGUGCAAAGACCAAAAUUCCUGAUGAGACACCAUUAAUUCAGCUGGACUUCGAGGAGAUUGCCACAGCCAUCCACUUUCGCUCAGAAAUCGUGGAGCGGUGCAUCCACGAGACCCUGCUGUUCUUUGCUGGGGCUAUCCGAGACAAGAAGGAGGUGGAAUUCUCCUUCAGAGGCAUUGGCAUCCUUGCUGUGCGAAGAAGAACCAUCAGCAUGACCUUCUUUGAUGACUGCCUGCUGGAGCUGGACACGACAGGCAACAUGCUGGCAGCUCUCAUAGGGGACCCCAAGAUAAUGCGUCUGGUGGCCUUCACAGGCAAAAACGAUUUUAGUCGUUUCAGUCGAGAUGAGGUCAUCACACUGCCAAGGCUUGCACGCGAGAUCCCUCACCAAGCAUCGGCCUCUGUGAUAUCUCUGAAGCCCAGGAGGGACUCGACGCCGUGGGGCAGGGGUGCCCGCAGAGUGAGUGUGCUGGAUCCGGUGUUCCUGGCUCGGCGAAGGGUUUCUAUUGCCAGGCAGCUGGCAAGGGCAGUUGGGUGGACUAAAGCCAGGGAACCUGGCCGAACCAGAUUCCUGCCAGUAAUCGAGGCAUCCCAGGAGGAGCUGAAGCAGUCCAGACCUACAACUGAGCAGCUCCCUGGGGGUGUUCUGCAGUCCUCAAGAAUGGGAACAAGUGCCGACAAGGCAGAGAAACGCCUCCAGCUGCUGAUGGCAUGGAAGCGCCAAGAGGUGGAGGCAGAAGUGUGGCUCAAAUACCAUGCCAGCAGAGCAGGGCAGAAGAUGGAGCAAGGCCAGAGCCUCUGCCGCUAUGUGUAUGAGGAUCCCUAUUGCCCUCCCCACCUCCUGAGAAAGGCCUAUGCUGAGAAGCUGAAGGAGAGGUUCCAGAAGAACAAGAGAUACCCAGGCCCUACAAGGCAGAGAACACCAGAGGGGCAGGCAGAGCUGCACCCCCUGAAGACAGCAUGGGAAGUCAAGGGGGAGAAGAAGAGGCUGUUUGACCGCCGUGGCAAAGCCCAGGAACUCUCAGCCAUGCCAACGAGCUGCAAGCAGCCCCCGGGAGUCCCUGGGCAGGAGCCUGAGCCAUCAUGGCAGCCACCUUUACCAGCAGGAGAGCUGUCAGCAACAAAUGGUCAGGGCAAGGAGCUUGUCUGCAACGGGGAAGGUGCUAAAUAAAGGCUGCCAGUGCCUGUGCUCAGCUGGAGUGACCCUACUGCUGCCUGUUCUGCCUUUCUCUACAGCCAAGGACACAGCGGGAGUCUUGCAGCCCCUGGUCGGGGGGUUUCUGGGCAAACUGGCCAUGGCCACUGGUGCUGCCAGCCAGUCAUGACAGGCCAUGCAACAGAAAGAGCAGUGUCCCUUCUAGGGCACAGGGUACAUCAGAGUACAGCUUCUCUGCAUCCAAACACAACCUUGUAGGG